UUGGAUAUAUUAAACAAAUCUCCGAUUUAUAUAAACAGGUUAAUUUUCUUCGCGAUUGGAUUGUUAAGUUGUUAUGGAGAGUUACAUAUAGAGGCACCGAGAGAAUAUCAUGGAAUAUGUACGAGCAUCUUCGUAAAUAGAAUGGCAAAUAUAAAAAAAAUACAAAACUGCACAGUUGUUGUUGGGGACUUAAUAAUAACACUUCUAGAGAGAACCAAACCAAAAGACUUUCGGGAUAUAAGUUUUCCUAGCUUAAAAGAGGUUACAGGAUUUAUGGUUGUUUACCGAGUGUCGGGAUUGGAGUCUCUAGGGGACCUCUUUCCGAAUUUAGCGAGAAUCCGCGGUAACACGCUUCUAUAUAACUACGCGCUCAUUGUUUAUGACAUGCCGCGUCUGAGAGAGAUAGGUUUCUACAACCUUCUCAAAAUCGAUAGAGGCGGUGUCAUUAUAUGGGGCGGUAAACUGACUUGCUUCAUUGAUUCCAUUGACUGGAACGUUAUUGCUCCAAGAUCUCGUCACGUCCUCAGCAUACCAGACAAAGGAACACGAUGCAUGUUUGUUUGCACUUGUACAAGAAACGCUGCCUCAAAUCGCUGCUGGAAUAAUAAGAAAUGCCAGCGGUUCCUUGAGGGUCCGGAUGCAGAAGUUUGUGAUGUGAAUUGUUUUGGAUGUCGUAAGACCAACCCGAAGAGCUGCACAUUGUGUAGAAACUACACCAUCAAUAAUACAUGCGUGAACCACUGCCCUAACAAUACUAUAAUAUUAACGGAGAGCAAUUAUUGCGUGACAGUUGACGAAUGUAAACAUUUAAAUAGAUUUGAAUUCAAUAAUACAUGUGUGGAAAAGUGUCCGUAUAAUUAUGAAAUGGUAACCAUUGGAAGAAAUACCUCAUGCAAACCCUGCGUUAAUUGCGAUAAGACUUGUAAAAGCCUCAUUAUUCAAACAUUGGCUUCAAUACAAGCUACAGAAAAGUGUGUUUAUGUGAAUGGUUCAUUAACAAUACACGUUAGAUCAGUUCCCGGAGCGAUGGAUGAAUUGAGAUAUUAUUUGAAAAAUAUCAAAGAAGUUUCUGGAUACAUUCUAAUUUAUGGUUCUAUUUCAGUUACUUCACUAGAUUUUUUAUCAUCGCUCCAAAGUAUCAAGGGCAAUACAUUAUUAAAUGGAAAGUAUAGUUUAGUCGUUUACGAUAUGCAAAACCUUCAGAUGCUAUUUUCAGAUGAAGUUACGAAAAAACUUAAAAUAAACGAGGGUUCAAUGAGAUUUUACCGAAACCCCAUCCUUUGUAUGAGUCAAAUCGAAAAGUUAAAGCCAUUAUUCCCGGUGGCUCCCAAUGAAAUUGAUUUACCUCAGGGACUCAAUGGUUAUAGCGGGGGCUGUAAAGAAGUUAAUUUGGGUCUAAAAAUUAAGGUCAAGAAUCAAACGUUUGCAGUUGCCACUUUCGAUGGUGAAUCUGCAACUGACGUGUUUUAUACUAUUUCAUAUAUCGAAAUACCUCACGAUACAAAAGUCCCAAUUGUACCAGAGGCGUGUAGUGAAUCUGAAUGGAAUGCUAUAAGCGUUUCCUAUUCUUCAAAUAGGCCUAUUGAAGUUCCUCUUUACUCUCUCCAACCGGCUUCGAUGUAUGCUGUUUGUAUAGAAAAGUAUGAACCUUCAACUCGUCAUCUCGCUCGCAGUGCUAUAGUAAAUUUUACAACCCCACCUGGCAAGCCAGAGCCGCCAUUCAUUACAGAACUUGUAGCUUCUUCCUCUGACGUAGUUGUAGUGAGAUGGGUUAAUCAUAAAAACUAUGAACGACACAUUACUAGAUACGAGUUAGAUGUGUACUUAAUAGAAAAGAACCCAAGCCAUAUAAAUACAAGAGAUUAUUGUCAAAAUUUUAAUGAUAUUGAUGAAAUUGAUUAUUCACGUCACGCAAAAGUUAUGAGACCACCGCGUAAUUAUGGAAAAGGUUGUGAAAGUAUGUGCGGUAUCUUAUCAUCUUUCACCUUUGGUGCAAUGGUUGAUGAGCAUUUUGACAUAUGCAAUUCAAUAAAAGGCUGCGAGAAAGAAGUGGAUCGUCCUAAAAAUAGUAAUAUCAAAGGAUUAAUCAAAACACUGUCCUUAGACAUUACCGCUCCAAGAAAAGUUUAUCAAAUUGGAGGAUUAGCACCUUUUAGAGAUUAUAGAUUUCAUCUACGGGCUUGUAUUAAAGAUUUGUGUAGCCGUUCUGCUAGAGAGGUAGUGAGGACUUUAAGGUUAGAAAACAUUGAUAUAGCCUCUAUUACAUAUAUAAGUGCUGAAGAGAAUGGGUUAAUAGUCGUGAACUGGGAUCCACCGUUAAUAUCCAACGGAGUUAUAUUGUCAUAUACAAUUGAAAUUUAUCCAGAUAUUAAGUUAAAUGACAUGAGUCAUUUGUUGCCUCAAGUUUGGUGCGUUUUUGGCAACGAAACAAGUCUCACAGUAAAAUCUCAUAAAGCAAAUAUUUAUCUUGUAAGAGUGUGUUCAACGACGUUGGCUUAUUCGUAUGUUUGUAGCAAUUGGACUAAAGUUAUGGUUAUACAACAAAAUUAUCUCUCCAUAUGGAUUGGUGGUGUAGUCUUCGGAUUGUUAAUAUGCGGUAUAUCUAUAAAAAUUGGAUGGCACUGGAAACGAAGUACUUUCAAAUCGGACGAUAUACCGCUGGUAGACGCUACUUCUGCUAAUCGAAAUGAAUCUGAACCACCAGCUAUCAUGAUGUCAGAUUUUAUGUCACUUUAUAGUAUAGAUUUUGGAAAUUCAGAAUAG
Danaus chrysippus (African queen) is the source of this 2763-nucleotide messenger RNA. Lineage: Eukaryota; Metazoa; Arthropoda; Insecta; Lepidoptera; Nymphalidae. The record is from the annotation of a GenBank genome assembly.